Messenger RNA from Synchiropus splendidus (mandarinfish), 1941 nucleotides. RefSeq names its product chondroitin sulfate N-acetylgalactosaminyltransferase 1-like. Gene Ontology annotation, cellular component: Golgi cisterna membrane. Gene Ontology annotation, molecular function: glucuronosyl-N-acetylgalactosaminyl-proteoglycan 4-beta-N-acetylgalactosaminyltransferase activity. The coding region runs from base 318 to 1910 and encodes 530 amino acids. The record is from RefSeq and is a predicted model, not a curated record. NCBI's taxonomy places the organism in Eukaryota, Metazoa, Chordata, Actinopteri, Syngnathiformes, Callionymidae. The transcript has 10 exons.
GUGCUGGAGACUGCAACAUGAACACUUGCAUGCGGAACACACACACUGGAACAUGGGUGGAACUGGAAACAUAAGCAAGUCUUUCAUGAGAUCAGCUUCUACCUGAGCCAUAAAGAGCCAACUGUGCCUUGAAUAAACUGACGAUGGACAUUGUCACCCGGUGAAGGCAAAGGAAGAACGGGUCACAUGACGUUUGAAGAUGAUGAUGGCUCUGACUGGUGAAGAGAACAGAGGUGCUAGGACCAUGGGAUUGUUUGGUGGUCUUACCAUGACGGAGGGGAAAUGUGGUCAUGCCAUUGUAGGUUAAAAAAACCCUUAUGUUGAAACGCUGGCUGCUGGCCCUGAUGGCCCGUCUGGGCCUCAUCGUUCUGGGUAUCUGCUGCUGCCUCAUCCUCUUCUACCUGCUGGCCUGCAAGCCCUCAGCUGGAGCUGGUCACCAGUCCUCCCUGUUGUCUGCAGCGGCCACCACCAAAGAGGGGUACAUGGCCUUGCUGCAGGAGAGGGAGGAUUCUCACAAGCAUUACAUCGACAGCCUGUCCAAGCAGAUCGCCCAGCUGAAGGAGGCUCUCCAGGAGAGGACGCAGCAGCUCCACGAGUCGCUGGAAAAAGCCAAAUCUAAAGGGAUUCUACCUCUGGGUCUGGACAGUCUCCACAAAACCCCCACACAAACUGACCUGAGGGAGUUCUUCCGCUCCCAACUCAGCCAGGCAGAAGUCACCUCGGGUGCGAAGCUGCCCAGCGAGUACGCACUCAUUCCUUUUGAUGCCUUCACACUCAGGAGGGUGUACCAGCUUGAAACAGGUCUGACCAGACACCCCGAGGAGAGGCCUGUGAGGAAGGACCGCAGGGACGAGCUGAUCGGCACCGUUGAAUCAGCGCUGCACGUACUGAACGGACCUCAGCAGCAUGUGGACAACAUCAAGAGGAAGCACACGUACGGACCGGCCGACUUUAUUCAGGGUUUGACUCGCACCGAGCGCGACAGAGGAAGCGUCUACGAGCUGGUGUUCAAAGGCGACCGGCCGCAGGUCUUCACUCAGCUGGUCCUCUUCAGGCCGUUCGGCCCUCUGAUGAAGGUGAAGAGUGACAGAGUCGAUACCCGCAGAAUGCUCAUCAACAUCAUCGUGCCUCUCUCCAAGAGAGCCGAUGCUUUCAAGCACUUCAUCAGCAAUUUCAGGGAAGUGUGUAUCCAGCGAGACGGCAGAGUCCAUCUCACCAUCGUCUACUUCGGUCGCGAGCAGAUUGAUCUGGUGAAAGCAAUGUUGGACCAGAUCACCAGAGAGACUCGCUUCAGGAGCUUCACCCUGAUCCAACUGAAUGAGGAGUUCUCACGAGGGCGGGGUUUAGAGGUGGGUGCCAAGGCCUGGAGGCGGAGCCAGAAUAUCUUGCUCUUCUUCUGCGAUGUUGACAUCCACUUCACCUCCGACUUCUUGACCUCAUGCCGUCUGAAUGCAGAGCCAGGGAAGAGGGUGUAUUAUCCAAUCCUCUUCAGUCAGUACAACCCAUCAAUUAUCUACAGCAACCAGACACUUCUACCUUCACUGCAACAACAACUGGUGAUCAGGAAGGAAACUGGCUUCUGGAGGGAUUUUGGGUUCGGCAUGACGUGCCAGUACAGGUCUGACUUCAUCAACAUAGGCGGCUUCGACCGCAGCAUCAAGGGUUGGGGUCUGGAGGACGUCCAUCUGUAUAGGAAGUACCUGCACAGUAAGCUGUUGGUGGUCCGUGCUCCGUCCCGCAGCCUCUUCCACAUGUGGCACGAGAAGACGUGCGCGGACGAGCUGCCGCCCGACAAGUACAAGAUGUGCAUGCAGACCAAGGCCAUGAGCGAAGCCUCGCACAGUCAGCUGGGCGAGCUGAUCUUCAAACAAGAGAUCCAGGAGCAUCUCAAGAGGAGCAGAGGGAUAUGAAGAGUGUGAUGAAGAAUUGCUGUGAUGUUUG